AUGGACGCCGAGGCGGCCGUUGGAUCUUCCUCUCUCGCCUCUCUGCUUCAGAAUGGCGGGGCGUUCCAGGACGCGUCUUCCCCCUUCUUCUUGACUGUCGCUGCUGAUCCUCAGAAUCCCUGGUCUUCUCUCUGGCGCGUAAAAGAAGAAGUCUUGAAGGCCUUCUCUGCCGCUCCUCUUGCUUCGCGUUCUCCUUUUCGGAGCCACGUGUCUCCGGGUUCCGCCUCCCUUUCGCUCAAUGGUGCAGCGGAUGCAUGCGCGUCCCAUGGGAGUGAACGGAGUAAAAGAGAAGGAGAUGCGCCCGCCCGCGAGUCGCCGUCCAGGGCGACAGACCACCACCGCCCUGAGGUGUAUGUACAGGAGGUGUGGAGCAGCGACUUGUGGGAUCGCCAGCGACGUGGCUCCUCCUGGGCAGAUCUGCUUCGCGAGUCUCUCUCGGCCUUUCUGGCCUCUGCCUCGAAGACAAAAAUCCUCCUUCUCAUGCAUCCCGACGCCUGGUUUCUCCCGCCGACUUCCCUGCCAGCACCGCUCCCUUGCUCCUCCUCUCCGGCCGUGCAUGCGUCUGCGCGCGAUACCGGCGCGGACGACGCGGCGGGGGGCGACACGGGCUCACGCCUGGCGGCGCAACUGACUGGAGCUUUGCGGGAUCAGUUGGAAGACAGCGACGCGGAGAACCGGGACGGCGUGGACAGCGACGAGGACGCGCCGCGCACCCCGCGCACGCCUUCCUUAGCGAACGGGCGAAAAUGUCAAGGUCGAAAUCGCCGCCAAGACGCGCAGUUGAGGGACGCGAUUGAAGUGGAACUCGACGCGCUCUUUCGCUGGCUCCAGGAGGCCCUCCGUCUCCAAGUUGAGGAGGAAGAAAGCAACAGGGAUGGACAGCAUGACUUGCUCGCGCAUGCAAUCAACUUUCUCGCCAGCAGCGACUCGCGGAAGUGUUCAAACAGGCCCUCGUGGUUUCCGACGCUCCCUGCCGGUUCCGCCGCCGGGCUGUCCUCUUCUCCCGGUUCUGCGCCGCCUUCUCGCGCCUUUGUCAUUGCUCUUCUGCGACUCCCCCUGCGACCGGGGUCUGUCUUCCAGCGGGCGUUUUCUCUCCACUUUCCCUUUUGGCGAAUUUCGAGCGGUUCAUGCAGACGCAGUGGCGCCAGUCGUGUGCCUGCGCGGCGGGGACGCGGCAGCACACUGCGGCAAGGCGUCGCGCGCGACCUCGAGCUCUCAAUCUCGUCCCCGAAGCGCGAAAACGCCGACUCCGGAGGGACGGAGACGCCCAAAGGGAUGCCCGUCAACGCCGAAGAUGAAGAAGAGAAAGAAGGCGAAGAAGACGAAGAAUGGGAAGAAGACAAAGAAGGUGAAGAAGAUGAGAAUGAUGAGGACAAAAUGGAAGUCUAUCGCGAGGCAGCUCUUGGCGCGCUUGCAGCUCUUGCAGAUGCGCCGAUCUUGGAGUGCGAAGAAAACUGGGAUGAACCUCUGAGAUGGGUUUUGCAGGGUGGUGUUUUGCAGGGUGGCGACAGGCCGUGCGCCGUCGCAGGAGAUCCAACAGGACUGGUGGGGGAGGCAGGAAACCGCGAGAGCCGAGCACGAUGGGAAGAAGGGGAAACGCCGCAUUUAGAGGAAAGGAGGCUGGGCAAGGGCGGGCUUUCCCCUGUGGGGCGGAGCGGCGAAGCGGAAGGCUGCCGGCCACGUGUUUAUACCUCGACAGUCCAUGCCCCUCUGGACCCCUUCCAGUGGAUUCCAGAAGGCGAGGAAGGCGACUGCUUUCUUGAUGACAGAGAAAGGAACAUUUUAAGUCUGUGGAAGAAACAGGCCGGCCUUGGGCGCACAUACUCGAGACAUCAGAAACGGCAUCUUCGGGGAGGGGACGGAAGUCAUCUGCGCUCGCUGCCUUCACCCGCGUCUCCCUGGCAUUCUCGUCACUCGGCGUCUUCCUCUACGUUUUCCUCUACUUCUUCCUCUAGUUCUUCCUCUAGUUCUCCCUUUAGUUCUUCCUCUUGUCCUGCCGCGUUGUCGUCCUCUGUUCCGUCCUCUAGUUCUUCCUCUGGUUCCUUCUCUGCUUCGUCUUCUCCCUCUGCGUUUUCUGCCUCGGCGACUCCGCAUGCAGACCAGGCCGCGAGUUGUCCAUCGCGCUCUUAUCCGUUUUCUCUUUCUCGCCUCCCUCCUCCUCUCUUCGCCUCGUCUCCGCCUCACUCCCGAUCCCCGCGUUCACUUUGCGCUGCUCGACAGGCUGUGUGGGCGGCGCUAGGAUGCGCGGGAACUCGAAAACGUGGCGACGGAGGGCGACUCGGAGACUCGGCGUCGCCAAGGCUCUCCACGAGAACGAGACAGCCCGACUCGUCCAACUUUCCCGAAACCCGAUACGCCGGCGAGCAAAGCGAAAUACACGACGAAGAGAGAGAGGACAGAGACAGAGACGACAAAGACAGAGAAGACAAAGACAGAGAAGACAAAGGCAGAGAAGACGCGUUUUCUGCGUCGUCUGAGUGCGGCCAUCUGGCCUUGUUCGAGCAGGUUUUGCGAAGACGGGGCCUGCCUGCGAUUCAGUUUCUCCCCCCACGGAACGUGCAGUUGCUUCUGCGCGUGCCGCUGUCCCCCCCGCGUCGCCAACAGAGCGCGCAACACAACACGCGACAAAACGAAGAGGCGAGAUCCCGAGAGGCAGGGCGCAGCGCGCCGCAUGCAGAUCGUGCCUCCCGAGAGGCGCGCGCGAUCCAAGAGACAAACGCAUGCGGCAGGCUCCAGGAAUCUCCUCCCGCGCGGAUACCCCGCGGGUCCCUUGUUUCCGAGAAGGCGCCUCGAGCAAUUCUCAUCUGUGGCCCAACUGGAAGCGGCAAGACGACGCUUCUGCAUGCACUCGGGGAGCUCUUCGGUGGCGGGUUCGCUGGCGAAAGCGAGGACGAGAGCGAGGAGAUAAACGGCGAACGGGGGAGCGAACGCGCGCUGGAGAGGAAGAACGGAAACAGACCAAGCCGCCGAGGUGGAGGAUCAGCAGGCGUGAUUCACACGCAUGUCGGGGAGCUUCUUCAAGCGGUCGUAGGAGGAUCUCAACGCGCCUUGCUGAAGAUUUUUGUCGACGCCGCCGGAACGUCUCCUCAUGCUGCGGUGUGCAUCGAAGGUUUGGACGCAGCCCUGGGACUCCGGGGAAAACUGUGGGAAGAUGAGGUCCAGAAGGCGACCCGGAGAGCGAAUCGAAACGACGAGAAUGCGGCGAGCGAGACCGGGAGCCAGCGCGAAGGCAAAGACGCGAGCGAAGUGGACGGGCGAGGGAGAGGAAGGCGAGAGAGCGCGAAAAGAAGCGAAACGGAACGCGACACGGAAAGCGAUGCGAUCGGAGCUGAAGAGACCAGAGACGGCGAAUGUGAAAAUCAUAAGGAGGAAGGAAAAGUAAAAACGGAACUGUCUGUGGAUUCCGGCGAAACCGCCAGGUCUGCGGUCGCCUGUGAGGAUGAGCGAAGAUGCACGGAUGCUCACGCUCCGACUCCACACGCGUCACUUGCAGUUGGUGCGUCUGCGCAGAUGAGCGAGAAUGGAGCCGCCGAUGUCUUUGCCUCGUCCUCGGAGGAAAGCGACAGUAACUUCUCUUGUGAAACGCUUCCGCGUGACGACAGCAGCGAGUUGAGUAGCGACUUUGGCGACGGCGGAUCGUCUGAGGACGACUCGCCGGCUCACGAGGUCCAGAGGAAUCUUGCGCAGUUUUUCGAGACACUCGUUGAGGUGUAUGUACACCACGUCGGGACUCCCAAAGGCGUGCCUCCGCAGCUUCGUCGCCUGACGAAGCAAGUGCGCGCUUUCCGCUUCGAUCCGGGGCUGUAUGACCCUCCGCGUCUCGUUCUGCCUUCUCCGUGCAUUAGCCGAUCUGACUCAAUCUCUUCUGGGGUCUCGCCUCCCGGACCUUCCUUCAGGAACUCAGCGCGCGGGGUCGAUGGCGACCGUUCUGUAAAGCGCGAAGACGGGGGCGCGCCGACCGCGACAAAUUGCUUCCUGGAGCAUGCAAAGCGCGAAGCCUUCCUCGUUUCGCUGUCGGCUGCAGCGCACGCCUCGCGCCUGAGGUGUACAGACACCUUGGGAACUUGUGGGAGAGACCGACGGCCGCAUGCGCCCGAGGGAGGCGAGCGAGGGCGCGGGGAAGAGGCGAAGGUGCCGAAGACGAAGAAAUCUUCCGGCACGAAGGGACUGCGGAGGCAGGAGGAGUACGCGCGGCAACGGGAGGCUCUCGAGGCUGCGCGACAAUCUGAAGACGCGAUCUUUGUGGAGCGCUUGAAAGCCGAAGAAGAAGAGAGAAAGAGGGUGGAGAUGGAAAGAGAACGGAAACGACGGGAAGAAGAAGAAAGGAUUCGCCGGGAGCGAGCAGAGGCGGAGAGGAAGGCGCAGGAAGCGGCGGAGAAGGCGAGGAAGGAAGAGGAGCGACGCAGAAAGGAAGAAGAGGAGAGGAGAAAGCAAGAGGAGCUGAAGAAGGAAGAAGAGCGGAAGCGGGAAGAGGAGCGGAAGAAGGAAGAGGAGCGGAAGAAGGAAGAAGAGCGGAAGAAGGAAGAAGAGCGGAAGAAGGAAGAAGAGCGGAAGAAGGCAGAGCUGAAGAAACAAGAGGAGGCAGCACAAACUGGCUCUGCACCAACGCCAUCUUCUGCCAAGUUGUCGACGGAACAGGAAGCUGCCGAUCCGAUGGCUGCGUAUCUGCCCAACGCCUCCGACCCGUCCGGGAACGGCGCGUAUGUGAAGGAGGUUGCUGUCCUUCUUCAAGAAGCUGGACGCACCCGCGAGACCACGCUGACGCAUCUCCAAGGCCUGACUGAGGCGCAAGUCAAGACUUUGAGAAUCGACAUCAAGAAGAAGAUCAACACCGCGCUGAACCAGUUGGCGAGCACGACCUCGCAAGUCAUCAGAACCUGCGAGACACUCCGCGGGUUCCAGCGUCAGUUGAAAGCUGGACAACAAGAAGCUUUGAAUUUCUUCCGCUGGCAGCUGUGCGAUCGGCUUCUCCAGCUCACAGAGAAGGGCGGCCAGGUUAGCGCGAGACCAAGUGCUGCGUGGGCGUACGCUUUUUUGGUUCGCGGACUGAUUCAAGAAGACCCUGCUCUUGAACGGUGGCUGCGCGCCCACAUGUACGCGACAUGCUGCUACGCUGCAGCCUUCUACUACCGCAAGAAACCGGACAUGUCUCUGGAGCAGUUCCGGAGGGUGCGCGGUCAGAGAGACGGCGAAGACGAAGAAGUUUUUUUCGCGCGCAUGGCCGCGUGCCUGCGUCUCUGGCUGGCCUACCUUGUCGCCGCACACAAGGAAGAUGAGAUCUGGUCCUGGUUCGCUCGCUUCGUCAACCUGAACUUGGCGAGUCCAAAAGCUGCGCGCAGGGUUUGCGCCUGUGUGCUGGUCGAGGGGCUGAAGGUGGCGGGGCCGGCGGCGCUUCAGGUGUACAGGAGGCAGUUCCAGAAGAUCAUCGAUGUGAUUCAGAAACACCUCAGUCCGCUUCUCGUCGCGAUGCAGCAAAAGAGUGAAGGGAGCAACUGUUUGUCGAUGUAUGUCACCCAACUGGAGACGGUGUUGGCGAACUACUACGCGAACAACUGCACCCUACCGGAGCCCGAAGGCAAGGCCAUGAAGAUGGAGGCUACGGAGGCUAAUCCUGAUGUCUAA
Neospora caninum is the source of this 5622-nucleotide messenger RNA. RefSeq lists its product as hypothetical. Gene Ontology annotation, cellular component: cytoplasm; nuclear pore cytoplasmic filaments; nuclear pore. Gene Ontology annotation, biological process: poly(A)+ mRNA export from nucleus; regulation of translational initiation; regulation of translational termination. The record is from RefSeq and is a predicted model, not a curated record. Gene Ontology annotation, molecular function: phospholipid binding; inositol hexakisphosphate binding; translation initiation factor binding. Lineage: Eukaryota; Apicomplexa; Conoidasida; Eucoccidiorida; Sarcocystidae. The transcript has 11 exons. Bases 1 to 5622 code for a protein of 1873 amino acids.